Molecule: messenger RNA, 909 nt
Organism: Exophiala bonariae
Lineage: Eukaryota; Fungi; Ascomycota; Eurotiomycetes; Chaetothyriales; Herpotrichiellaceae
Exons: 2
Coding region: 1-909 (302 amino acids)
Cellular component (GO): membrane
Source: RefSeq, a predicted model, not a curated record
AUGGGACGAACUUACUGCGAGAAUGGAAAGCUCAACUUAUACGAGUAUGAGCCAUCGAUUGUCGCGGCCGUCAUCUUCGCCGUCAUCUUCGCCGCUCUGACUGCCGGCCACGUGUUCCGCAUGAUCAGAUCGAGGCAAUGGUUCCUGACUGCACUCGUCGUCGGUGGUGGAUUUGAAAUCGUGGGUUUCGUCAUUCGCAUCACAGGCCACAACGACCCAUGCGUCAGGAUCACUUAUAUCCUGCAGACGGUCUUGAUCCUCAUUGCGCCCGCUAUCUUCAGUGCCACCAUCUACAUGAUCCUCGGGCGAACUGUUCGUGCCAUCCAAGGCGAUGCUCUCUCCCCAAUCCGACCGACGCGGCUGACCAAGAUAUUUGUGGCUGGAGAUGUCCUGUGUUUUUUUGUUCAAGGCGGAGGCGGUGGAAUUCUGUCGAGCGCAGACAACGACAAGACAAAAGCCAACUUGGGCAAAUACGUCAUCCUGGCCGGUCUAGCUCUGCAGAUUGUGCUGUUCGGACUGUUCAUCAUCGUCGCGCUGAUCUUCCACUCGCGCAUCCGUAAGCAGCCGACGCCGAAAUCAACACGCCCGGAGAUCCAAUGGCAAACGAUGCUGCAUGUGCUCUACGGUGUCAGUCUGUUGAUCAUGGUUCGAAAUCUGUUCCGUGUCGUCGAGUAUGGUCUCGGGCGCGAUGGGUAUCUGUUGUCACAUGAAUGGCCACUUUAUGUGUUUGAUGCAGCGCUCAUGAGCCUUGUCAUGGCGGCACUGCUCUGGUGGUUCCCUACCAUGAUCCGACCAAAGGAGGUCUACGGAAUGGACGAUCUGGAGCCCAGGCCCACUGUGAAUGGUAGCCCUGGAUAUCAACAAUCGCCUUCUCCAGCUUCUUCUCACCAACCCCACUUGCAGAAGUAG